Molecule: messenger RNA, 2298 nt
Organism: Dictyostelium purpureum
Lineage: Eukaryota; Evosea; Eumycetozoa; Dictyosteliales; Dictyosteliaceae
Exons: 3
Coding region: 1-2298 (765 amino acids)
Biological process (GO): proteolysis
Molecular function (GO): carbohydrate binding; aspartic-type endopeptidase activity
Source: RefSeq, a predicted model, not a curated record
AUGAAAGGUGAUAUUGUUCAAAUUUUAACUAGUAUUAAUGUUGGUGGUGUUUCACAAGAGGUUAUUGUCGACACUGGUUCUGUAUUAUUAGUUGUGCCAUCUACACUUUGUAACUCGUGUCAGCAACCAUUGCCACACUAUCAUCCAUCAUCAAAAAUUGAAUAUAUGGGUUGCGACUCUGGCGAGUGUAAAGAGAUGGGUAAUUCCUGUAUAGAAUUUAAAUCAAACGGAAUUAAAGUAUGCGGAAAUCAGGUUCGUUAUCUUCAAAAUACAGAAAUCAUUACAAUUCUAGUUCAAGAUACCUUUAGUUUUACAAAUGAUACAGGUGACGUUUUAGCUACAUUUGGCUCAAUCGUUUCAAAUAAAGGUCGUUCAUUAGAACAUGGUAUUAUUGGGUUAGGUAAAACUUGCGAUGGUUGUAGAAAAUCUCCAAUUGAAACUAUUUUUGAAAAAACAAACAUUUCAAGAAUUUUUUCAAUGUGGUUAGAUGCUAAUUAUCAAGGAACUUUGCUUUUGGGUGAUAUUGAUCCACAGUUUUCAAAUUCUAUUACUUAUACACCAAUGUUAACAAUUGAAGAGUCUCAUUAUGGGGUUUUGUUAAGCAAUGCCGGAAUUUAUGAUAAAAUUACAGAAACUAAAAUGAUACUAACCUCAAAAGAUUUUGGUGAGGUAAUUAUUGACUCGGGUACAUCUGAAGCAUUAAUAGAUACAAGAGCAUAUUAUAAAAUUAAAAACUUCCUUCAAAAAGAUUGUAAACCAGGUUUAUGUGGUCAAAAUAGUUUGCUUGAAGGUUAUUGUUAUAACUAUCCAACCAAUUAUUUUAAUAUAUUCCCAACUAUCCAUAUAGAAAUGCUAGGUGGAGCAACAAUGGAAGUAGAACCAAAAAGUUAUAUUACCUCAUCAUAUAUUAAUGGAAUUAGAUAUCGUUGCUUUGGUAUUAAACCAUCUCCAUUAAAAGGAAAAUCAAUUAUCGGGUUAUCUUGGUUAAGAGAUAAUUAUAUAGUAUUUGAUACAGAACAUAAUAGAAUGGGAUUUGCCAAAAAGCUAGUUGACCAAUUUAACUCAUCAAGUGACUCGUUUGAUUUUAGCGAAUUUACAAGAGAACAGCAAAAUAACAAUGAUGGUGAUGAUGAUGAAGAUGACAUUGAAUUCUCCUCAAGUUAUGAAGGUGGUGACGACUCUAAAGAGUUAAAGCCAAGAUUCAACGACAAGAAAUAUGUAGUUAAAAUAAGUGACAAUGAUUUAUUAGUUGAAGAAUUACAAUCACAGCUUGAUGAUUAUAAUAGAAUGUUAAUUAAUGACAAUCUUUCAAUGAAGCAAGCAAAGCAAAUUUUAAAUUCAAGAAAGAAAAUAAUUAAAAAACUUAGUGAAUUAAAAUCAAAUCAAGAAAAUAAUGAAGAGGAAAUUCAACAACAGAAAGAAACCUAUCAAUAUGAAGAACAACUAGAUCAAAUUAGCAAUAAUAACCAUAUUAUAAAUAACAAUAUCAACAAUAAUAAUAAAAAUAGUAAUAAUAAACAUAAAAGACUUGAAUUUCAAGAGCCAAAACAAAGAAAAUUAAGAGAAUGGUUUAAUAAAAAAGAAGGUAAAAUCUAUUCAACAAUUUAUAAACCAAAAUACUCCAAUGAAUUAUUAGAAGAUAAAAAAAAUAAUAACUAUAACAACAUUGACAAUAAUAAACAAAAUCAAUGCUUAGUUUUAGAUAAUGAAAAAAUAUUUAAUAACGGAAAUAAAACUUCAGAAUUAUUAUCAAAAAGGCCAAACCAAAAUGAUACAAGAUCUCACCCAAUUGUAUUAAAGUAUGACCCAGAGACAAAAAGAAAAAGUAACAUUCCGGUUAAUUACAGUAAUGUCGGUUUAAAAAGUAAUAAAAAAAAUUUGAAAUAUAAGCUACCAAGAAAUAUAGUCCCAUAUUACAAAAAUACCAACAACACCUUACUCAGUAGAGUAACAAAAAAAUCAAAUGAAGGUUAUUCAAUUCAGUCAGAAAAUGUUUGCAUUUUUGAUUUCAUACAAAAAAAAGAAUUUGAAUGGAUAGAUAAUAAUGGUAAAUCAUAUAUACUAUGGGAGUCAACCAUCGUAAAUCAUUCACAAACAAGCAUCAAUAAAUUUAUUCUCUCAACAAUGGAUAAUGUUCAAUAUACAAUUGGUAUGACCCGUAGCGUUUUAGACCAAACCACAACAAUUAUUAGUUUACCCAGUAAUCAAACUAUUCCACCCAAUUCUUCUUAUCGUUGGAUUUAUACCUCAAAUUUAAAAAAUUCUUUAAGCUUUUCAGUAGAAUGCGGAUUACAAUAA